AUGAGUCCUCAACGGUCUACUACCAACAACGACUUGCUUCCAUUACCUGACUUGCCCCCGGAGCUGGUCGAUCACGUCAUUGACCAUCUCCGAGGGGAUGCAGCCGCUCUCACCGCCUGCAGCCUCGCUCACAGCUCGAUGCGCAUUCGGGCGCAGUUCCACCUCUUCCGCAGUAUCUGUGUUACACCUGCGCGGUGGCCCGAGUACGAGAUCUUGGUCAAGAAGAUCCGUGUGGCUUCGCGCAUUCGCCAAGCCCCAAAUGACGAGGACGAAAUUGUGCCUAUGUUCCCGGCUGUUACGAAACUUGACCUCAAGAUGGUGGAUCAAACAGUCCUGUCUGUCCCGCUGCUCCGUCAAGUAUGUGACCUCAACACAGUGGAGUCUAUUCGCAUGCACAUCUGCGUCGUCCCCACUAUGGCCUUCGUUGCAGAAUUCAUCUGCUCGUUCCCGCGUCUGAAGAAGCUCGCUGUCAGCGACCUGUUCGCCAGAGAUACAUUCGUCAUGAAGCUCGCAGCCAACAAGGCUAUCGACGGCCCUGUACCAACGACAUUUCGCCCCUUGAUCGAAACGCUGCGCUUCCCUUCGGGAUGCACACUCGGAGAAUCGAUGCACGCCCACUUGAAUACCUUGGAGAUCGUUGUCGUAUGUCGAGAGGAUGCGGCCACGCUGAGUGCACUCCUGCAAGACCUUGGACCUCGUCUCCGGCAUCUUUACCUCGGGGUCGAGCAGAUGAACGAAGACGCUUCUCUCAGCGACCCUUUGACGCUGUCGUACAACAGUGGCCUUCGCACCCUAGGGUUCUGGUGUCUGAAGCUGCACGGUGACGAGGGGAGACCGAGGCCGUCGCUCGCAUGGGUUCCACGCCUUCUCACGGGAUUGGGUUCCCCUGCGCUGGAGCAUAUAUACUUCCGGCUUCGUGCAGGGGGUGCCUCAACAGCUGACCUCGAUACGCUUGACUGGGCUGCGGUCAGUGACAUCUUGUGCGAACGUCGGUUCGACGGGCUCCGGCGAGUCACUAUCGAAGUGCUGCGAGGGCAGGAUAUGGUGGACGUGUUGUGGCCUUACAUCGAGGAACGGAUGGCUGGUCUGCACGCGAGGUCCAUCGUGCGCCACACUCAUGUCCCCUCGGGCAUUUGA
Messenger RNA from Fomitopsis serialis, 1137 nucleotides. RefSeq lists its product as uncharacterized. The transcript is spliced from 4 exons. NCBI's taxonomy places the organism in Eukaryota, Fungi, Basidiomycota, Agaricomycetes, Polyporales, Fomitopsidaceae. The record is from RefSeq and is a predicted model, not a curated record. Bases 1 to 1137 code for a protein of 378 amino acids.